UUGUUAAUUAUCAAUAAUAAUGGCUGUUUAUUAUUCUCUUUCAACAUUUUCUAUUUUUCAUCUUCUUCUCAUCUUCAUAAGCUUGUGCUUCAAUGAGAGUUUUGGUGAUAAUGGAGGAUGGCAAAGUGCUCAUGCUACUCUCUAUGGAGGGGGUGAUGCAUCUGGUACAAUGGGGGGUGCUUGUGGUUAUGGUAAUUUAAACAGCCAAGGUUAUGGUACAAACACUGCAGCAUUAAGUACAUCCUUAUUCAACAAUGGAUUGACAUGUGGUGCUUGCUACAAACUCAAAUGCAACAAUAAUGAUGACAAAUUGUGUCUUCCAGGAAAAACAAUUACUGUCACAGCAACAAAUUUUUGUCCACCAAAUCCAUCAUUAUCUAACAACAAUGGUGGUUGGUGCAACCCUCCUUUGCAACAUUUUGAUUUGGCACAACCUGCCUUCUUGAAAAUUGCACAAUAUAAAGCUGGUAUUGUCCCAAUAUCAUUCCAAAGGGUACCUUGCAUGAAGAAGGGAGGAAUAAGGUUUACAAUAAAUGGCCACUCAUAUUACAACUUAAUUUUAGUGACUAAUGUUGGUGGUGCUGGUGAUGUUCAUUCAGUUUCAAUUAAAGGUUCUAAAAAUGGAUGGCAAUUAAUGUCAAGAAAUUGGGGCCAAAAUUGGCAAAAUAAUGCAUAUCUUAAUGGACAAAGUCUUUCAUUUCAAGUGACAACAAGUGAUGGAAGAACUAUCACAAGCAACAAUGCUGCACCAUCUAAUUGGCAAUUUGGACAAACUUUUGAAGGGGCUCAAUUUUAGUUUUUCAUCGUCGAAAUAACGUCUGAUUGUUUUUCAGCUUCAUAUAGUUUUAUAUUUUACAAAUGAAACUUCAUGAUGAUAUUAUAAAUCUAGAGUUUUACUUUGUAGAAUUAAGACUCAGAUGACAUUUGUUAUUUUUAUUAUUAGGAAAAGUGGGUAAUUGUGAAUUUUGUUCCAUUUCACCACUUAAAAAAAGGCCAUGAGAAAAAGAGAAGGCAUCUAAGUAUUUAAAUAUUAAUAGUGUACAAAAUUGUGUUGCUCCUAUUAGAAAUAAAUAAAAAUAGUG
Messenger RNA from Solanum pennellii, 1082 nucleotides. RefSeq names its product expansin-A8. Gene Ontology annotation, biological process: plant-type cell wall organization. The record is from RefSeq and is a predicted model, not a curated record. The coding region runs from base 20 to 796 and encodes 258 amino acids. NCBI's taxonomy places the organism in Eukaryota, Viridiplantae, Streptophyta, Magnoliopsida, Solanales, Solanaceae. The transcript has 3 exons. Gene Ontology annotation, cellular component: extracellular region.